Messenger RNA from Melanotaenia boesemani (Boeseman's rainbowfish), 1850 nucleotides. RefSeq lists its product as uncharacterized. The record is from RefSeq and is a predicted model, not a curated record. The transcript is spliced from 5 exons. Lineage: Eukaryota; Metazoa; Chordata; Actinopteri; Atheriniformes; Melanotaeniidae. Bases 349 to 1515 code for a protein of 388 amino acids.
UCGCGGAAACGGUGUUCAGGGGUUUCUUGGCCACAAGUACGUAUAGCAGGUUUCACGACUCGUGUGAUAACAGCAACGUCGUAGUCCUCCUAAAAUUAUCCUAAGAAAACGAACAACUCAAGGCAGACAAUACAUCAGAGCAGUUACAGCCAUAAGUAUAUCUAUUAUUAUUAACUGUGUAAACACAGACAUAUUUUUGUUCUGUGUGAGCAUUGAAGGCUUUAGUCACUCCAGUUUUAUUUAUGUCACAUUUUAUCUGGUGCGGUUUGUUGCAGCUGUUUUGAGUUCUUUUCUGACUUUAUAGUGUGCUCAUCCUGACUGAUUGGGAAGUUCUGUUUACUUUUAGCAAUGUCAGGCUGCCCAACAACCCAUUUAACUUUACCGCAGUGGGACGGGGGUUCUAGGAAAAUUCGCUUUAUCUACUUGGUAAAUUUAACAUCAUUCAGACUUACAAAAUGUCCCAACCAGGGUCCAGUGAUUCCACUCUAUUUGGGAGCUGAUCUCCUCUCCAAUACUGACAUCCGGACAGAGAACCAUCCCAGGUGCCAUGCUAAGUUUGCCAAGAAAGGACUUGCCACAAAGAUCAAUUUAUCCUCAGCAUUUAGAUUCCAGGGCUUAAAGGUACCUGCUGCAAGUAACAGCCUGUGGUUUUACAGCAUUCAAGGACUUUUUCGAGUGGCCUUUGAAAUGUAUAGUAAACAAGAGCAGUUGGUAGUGCUGGAAAACCUCCAGGAUAUUUGGAAAUCACAGAUCAAUGACAGCCCACUGAAAAUGAAUUACAACCUCAGUGUGCAGCUUGAUGUUAUGGUUUCCACCAGCAUUUCUUUUACACAAUCAAAAAGUGAAACAUCUCAGCCUCAUUCCUGUCAGGUUGUUGGGGAACUAAUGGAUGUGUGUAGCAGUGAUAAAGCUGAUACGUCAGCAGACCAUGAUUAUUGUUCUUUCCCUAAGCGUAGCUUGCAAACUGAAGAAAGCGAACCAAUUGUGUUCACACUGAGAGAAAAGUUGCACAGCUUGGAUGAUCAGCUCUCCUCCCAACCACAUAGAUGCACCGCACGACUGGAGACCAUCUUACUUAUUUUGGAGAAUAUUGAUCGGUACAUGAAUGACAAUUUAGAGGAAAAGGAUGCAGCAGAAACUGUGUUAGCUUUGUUAAUGGCUAAAGACUGGGCGAAAGACUCAGUAUAUUCAAGUUACCUGCUUACUUGCAUGGGACGUUGGCUUGGCCAGCAGUUUCAUGCAGCCAACAGCACCAUCAGCCAGAAAGUAGAGUGCUUUAAAGUUCAGCACAUUGAGCAAAUUAGUGAUUUGCCCCCUGCCGAGGAACUGGCCACUGAACUUUUCCCUGAAGCCAUGCAAACACUGCUGCUUCAUUGGAUGGGCUUGUGUGAGGAGUCCACGUUGGACAAGAGACACAGUGAAUACCCAAUUCUUCUCCUUAUCCUUGAGUUUGCAAACCAUAACCUCAUCACUGGUGUGGCACAUGUGCUGUACUCCAGUCUUAUAUGUAAGUGAGUGGAUUAUCAUACAGGUACCUUUUUAGGAUCUUUUUUUUCAUUCAAGGUUUGGCAACUCAGCAUAAAUAUAGUCUAAUUCAGUAUAACCAAAUUUAUUUUCAAAAUUUUUCCCUCCUUUCCUUUUUGCCUACAUUUUAUUAAAAUACUGAGAACACACUUAGUAAAUAAAAAAAAAUAUAUCUUGUUCAAACAACCUUUUUGUUGAAAUCUUUGAUUUGUAUUUUUGACUUAACUUUUAUUGGCAUUUGCUUUACUUAUUUUAUGUACAGCUGUUUGUCUGCAAAAAGCACUUAAUAAACUUUAUAUUUUUAAGACUGUCAAUGACUUUAAUUU